This is a messenger RNA of Dermatophagoides farinae (American house dust mite), 1167 nucleotides long. RefSeq names its product mitochondrial citrate transporter scheggia (gene sea). Gene Ontology annotation, biological process: mitochondrial citrate transmembrane transport. The record is from RefSeq and is a predicted model, not a curated record. Gene Ontology annotation, cellular component: mitochondrion. Gene Ontology annotation, molecular function: citrate secondary active transmembrane transporter activity. Lineage: Eukaryota; Metazoa; Arthropoda; Arachnida; Sarcoptiformes; Pyroglyphidae.
AAAAAAAAUUCAAGUUGCCUUAGAUCAUCAUUGUCAUAUAUACCUCAAGUCAUCAUCAAUCAAUCAAUCAAUAAUGUCCAAUAAUCCUUCAGCCAGUUCAUCAUCUCCUGGUGCUUUAAUUGGUGGUCCGCCACCACAAUCAGCAGCACAAUCCAAAAGUUUUCAAAAAACACUCAAAGGAAUUGUUGCAGGCGGUAUAACCGGUGGAAUUGAAAUUUGUAUAACAUUCCCGACAGAAUAUGUUAAAACACAGCUACAAUUGGAUGAAAGAAGUGCCAAACCACGUUAUAAUGGUAUUGCCGAUGUUGUUCGACAAACCGUACGUUCACAUGGAUUUUUUGGUCUUUAUCGUGGUCUUAGUGUAUUGGUUUAUGGAUCCAUUCCAAAAUCUGCCGUUAGAUUUGGCGCGUUUGAAGAAUUCAAAAAACGAAGUGUUGAUGAAAGAGGCAAUUUGUCAAUAUCGAAUCGAUUACUUUGUGGUUUAGGUGCCGGUGUUUGUGAAGCAAUCUUUGCCGUCACUCCAAUGGAAACUGUCAAAGUAAAAUUCAUUAAUGACCAAAAUAGUACGAAUCCAAGAUUUCGUGGUUUUUUCCAUGGUGUGCGUGAAAUUGUUAAACAAGAAGGAAUUCGUGGAACAUAUCAAGGUUUGACGGCAACAAUAAUGAAACAAGGAUCCAAUCAGGCGAUACGUUUUGUCAUGGAAACAUUGAAAGAUUGGUAUCGUGGUGGUGAUCCAAAUAAAAAAGUAAAUAAACUUGUAACCGGUGUAUUUGGUGCAUUUGCUGGUGCAGCAUCCGUAUUUGGUAAUACACCAAUCGAUGUAGUCAAAACACGUAUGCAAGGUCUUGAAGCAAAAAAAUAUAAAGGAACUGUCGAUUGUUUUAUGCAGAUUGCCAAAAAUGAAGGUUUCUUUGCAUUCUAUAAGGGAACAGUACCACGUUUAGGACGUGUUUGUCUUGAUGUCGCUAUUACAUUCAUGAUAUAUGAUAGUUUUAUGGAAUUAUUCAAUACAAUCUGGAAGACACCUUAAUGACAACAGAUGAUGAAAAAAUAUAUAUUUAUUAUGUCGAUUCGACCGAUCAACAUUAUCAUCAUUUUUUUCAUAGAGAAUUUUUGAAUGUAUGUGUAUUGAGAACCAAUAUAUUGCUAUUGAUUUUUGCAACCAAA